UUCAGUUAUUGGAUGUCAUCAAUUCCGUCAAUUCGGGGCGAACCAUUCCUAUUCUAAGAAUUCAAUCAUCAAAUAGAAUUGACUAAACCUCCUCAUCUUCCAGGGCCACCACCAUUACUAUUGCUACAAGAAUACCACCAACCUUAGGUACUCUUUUCAUUCCGUCGGGUCUCUACUGCCGGUUCUCUUCCCCUCUCUCUCAUUCUUGGGGCAAUUCGUGAUUCUUCUUUUCCUAUUAUUCCUCCGCCGCCGAUUCUUAGCCUAUUUGUCAUCUCUGCUCUCAUAUGAAUCACGCUGCAUACGACCAACUUCCUACUUGAUCCGACAAUGGCAGCGCAGAGUGUUGCGUUCUAGAGGGUGGUUGUCCCUCGUUGAAGAAUCGCGAUGGCACCACCCUCGCGAUCCUACCACCUUGUAUCUCGAUCCCAUUAACUGUCUUAAAUAAACUACGGAGCGAAUCUCCACGAAUACCAAGAAUUAAACUUGACUUAGGCCUACUUUCAAGUUUUAUAUUCGAGCAUUGACUGUCGCGUGACGUCUGUUUCGCGUUGAUUGUGUUGCCGUUUUCACGUCUACUUGAUACCUAAGUGUUCUAGAAUUCUUGAGCAAAGCAACUUGCGAUUCCGAAUACACCGACGUCUACACGAUGCGCCGCAAGAAUGGUGGAGCGAAGGGUGCGCGGGUUGUAAAGGGCCCAGGUCCGACACCCGUUGCUGCAAUCUCUUCUGCCACCACUCCACUAAGUUCGGCUCUGCCUUCUACUUAUACUUCAGAAGCAGAGCAUGAUAUCAACGAUGAAGUAGCCAAAUUGCAAAUCGGCGCUCUUACGCUGAAUAACUCAACAUCGAACCAACGAAAGCCGAAACGAGAAAAACCACAGCCAUUCCGGUUUCUCGAUCUUCCGUCCGAGCUACGCUUGAAGGUCUACGAUUACCACUUUGUUAACAUCGGCCAUGUGCUCGACCUCGACUACGACAACCACAAGAGAAUCCACCAGAAGCUAGCUAUUCUCCGAUCUUGUCGCACCAUAUACCAGGAGGCAUCGUAUUUGUUCUAUAGCACCCAUCCGGUUCGCAUAUUUCCGACGACUCCCGGACGUUUCUUCAAAACUAAGAAACCCUUACUAGCUCGUAUGAAGCCUAACCAACGAUCGUUCUUGACCUCGCUCGAACUACGUCUGGGACCAGGAUGGAGUAGUCCGCCUAGAGGCUGGGUAGUGAAUCCCGCAUUGGGCCUAUCAGAUUGUGUCAAUGUCACGAGGAUCACCGUCUACGUCGAAUGCGACCCAGGAAAUGAUUUCUUUAAAGGAUUCCGGCAGCCAGACAACUUUUAUGAACGAUUCUCCAAAUCCUUGCUCACUAGCGUCCUCGACGAGAUGCCAUGGGUCGGACGAAUAGAGUUCGAGGCGUGGCCAAACGUCAAGAAAUCAGGGGCCCUGAUGCGUGGACUGAUCGAAGUCGUAAAAUCUAGGGGACUGAAAAUCCUCUGGGGUAAAGAAAGAGGAUGGACCGAUGCGGAGGAGGUCGAACCGCAGCCGGCGUUAGACCUCAAUGCCCCCCUUCUCUUAGAACACGGCAAUCCGGGUAUUAUGGUGGUAGUGUAGCACAAACCGUAGUUUCUUUUUUCUCCUCCCUAUUAUAACAUUGAAACUGCAACGUUCGCAGGAGUACCGGAUGGCAAAGGGUUGAUUGGUACUUGGGAACUAUUUGUUAGGCAAUGGUCACGGCAAUUCCAUGGGUUUCUUGGGUAGUGUACUCGCCUCUCACUCAGAUAACUUCGGCCUGAAGAGGACCUGAAUUGAUAGGAUUUCAAUCGAGUAAUCGUUUCCUGCAUCACUGUGUCCUUAGUUCGAUAUAUGGCAUUCGAAUAAGAACUUCUGUAGCUUUUGGGUUAAAGAGCUUUGCGAGUCAUUGGCAGCGCCUCAAUCUCUCGAUAUGCCUGUUAGAGACGAAUUAUGUGAAAGUUUCUAGAUCUAAGAUAAAAGGGAUAAAAGGAAGGCACCAACAGGCCUAAUAGGAAUCGAACCUAAACUAACUUUUAUUCCUCUACCCAGUAUCUA
This is a messenger RNA of Annulohypoxylon truncatum, 2059 nucleotides long. RefSeq lists its product as uncharacterized. Lineage: Eukaryota; Fungi; Ascomycota; Sordariomycetes; Xylariales; Hypoxylaceae. Bases 647 to 1603 code for a protein of 318 amino acids. The record is from RefSeq and is a predicted model, not a curated record. The transcript has a single exon.